This is a messenger RNA of Aspergillus bombycis, 2670 nucleotides long. RefSeq names its product putative DUF221 domain protein. Gene Ontology annotation, molecular function: calcium-activated cation channel activity. Bases 1 to 2670 code for a protein of 889 amino acids. The transcript is spliced from 6 exons. Gene Ontology annotation, cellular component: plasma membrane. The record is from RefSeq and is a predicted model, not a curated record. Lineage: Eukaryota; Fungi; Ascomycota; Eurotiomycetes; Eurotiales; Aspergillaceae.
AUGGCGUUCUCCGAUGUUGGCCUGAGGGGCCUCCAUCACCUCGUCCGACGGGACGACAGUGAUGACCCCAGCAAUACUCCGCCGACGGCAUCGGCACUCGUCUCAACUCUUGUGCCGGCCUUGAUAUCGGCCGGAGCGAUGGUUCUGAUCUUCCUGAUCCUUCGUCGCAGUCAGCGCCGGAUGUAUAUGCCGCGAACAUACCUAGGAACCUUGCAAUCUUGGGAGCGUACUCCUCCCACCUCUACUACCCCAUGGGGUUGGAUCAUUGACAUGUACAAAUUGCCCGAUGAAUACGUGCUGCAACACCAUUCGAUGGACGCUUACCUUUUGAUUCGCUUCCUUAAAUUGGUAUCCAUGAUAUGCUUAGUGGGCGCCUGCAUGACGUUCCCUAUCUUGUUUCCCAUCAAUGCUACUGGAGGUGGGAAUAAUGUGCAAUUGAAUAUUCUGAGCAUGUCCAACGUCGAAGAAAGCAAGUAUGAGCGUUACUUCGCGCACGCCUUUGUCGCAUGGCUCUUCCUUGGCUUCGUCAUGUAUACCGUUACACGUGAAAGUAUCUUUUAUAUCAAUUUGCGCCACGCCUACGCCCUUUCCCCAGCCUACGCCAGUCGGCUUUCGUCUCGGACCGUGCUGUUCACCGCUGUUACUCAGGACUAUCUCAACCGUGACAAGAUUCGCAAAAUGUUCGGUACUGACAAAGUGAAGAAUGUCUGGAUCUCUACCGAUACAUCCGAAUUGGACGACAAAGUGAAAGAGCGUGAUGAUGCUGCCAUGAAGCUCGAGGCUGCGGAAACAAAGCUUAUCACUCUCGCGAACAAGGCACGCCUCAAGGCCAUGAAGAAACAGGGUUCUGUUGAAGACGGCCCCCCGACCCCCAGCGAAGAACCCAAUGACGAGUCGGGCUCAGUUGCAGCCCGCUGGAUUAAACCGUCCGAGAGGCCCACGCACAGACUCAAACUACUCAUUGGAAAGAAGGUUGAUACGAUCAAUUGGGCCCGAUCUGAAAUUGAGCGCCUGGGUCCUGAGAUCGAAGAGCUGCAGGCCAAGCACCGAGCUGGCGAUGCAAAGUUGGUUUCCUCGGUUUUUGUCGAAUUCUAUCAUCAGGCGGAUGCUCAGUCUGCCUAUCAGUCUGUGGCCCACAAUCUGCCUCUUCACAUGGCUCCCCGCUAUAUCGGCCUGGAGCCCACUCAGGUUAUCUGGUCUAACCUCCGUAUUCGGUGGUGGGAACGCGUCAUUCGGAACUUCGCAACUGUCGCAUUCGUUGUCGCCCUCAUCGUCUUUUGGGCAAUUCCCACGGCCGUGGUUGGUUCCAUUUCGAACAUUACUUUCUUGACCGAGAAGGUCCCUUUUCUUAGGUUUAUCAACGAUGUCCCAAGCUGGAUUCGGGGUGUCAUCACUGGUCUUCUACCUACUGUUCUGCAGUCCAUACUGAUGGCUCUGGUGCCAAUCAUCCUGCGAUUAAUGGCCAAGCUUGGUGGUGCGCCAACCGCCGCGGCUGUCGAGAUGACCACCCAGAAUUUCUACUUCGCGUUCCAAGUCAUCCAAACAUUCCUGGUUGUCACUAUUGCGUCUUCCGCUUCUAGUGUGGUCUCGGAUAUCAUCAACGAUCCUACAUCUGCUGCGUCGCUCCUGGCUAAGAAGAUCCCACAGGCUUCCAACUUCUACAUAUCUUAUAUCAUCUUGCAGGGGUUGUCGUUCAGCGCUGGUGCGCUUCUUCAGAUUUCUGGUCUAAUCCUGGGCAAGGUUCUGGGCACGUUGUUGGAUAAUACCCCCCGUAAGAUGUUCACUCGUUGGUCCUCACUUUCUGGUCUAGGCUGGGGAACGGUAUACCCCGCGUUCACCUUCCUGGUAGUCGUCGCUAUCACCUACUCGUGUAUCGCUCCCUUGGUGCUCGGGUUCGCGACCAUUGGUCUGUACCUGUUCUACUUCGCUUACCGGUACAACAUGUUGUAUGUAUCCAAUGCGGACAUUGACACUCAGGGCAAAGCCUAUACACGCGCCUUGCAGCAUAUCACCGUCGGCUGCUACCUGCUGAAUGUUUGUCUCAUUGGUCUCUUCGCCAUUGCGACCGGUGCUCGCAGAAUUGCUCUCGGCCCUCUCAUCCUCAUGAUCAUCUCCCUUGUUGUCCUGGUCAUCUACCAUAUUUCUCUGAACCAGGCGCUGGAUCCUCUCAUCAACUAUAUCCCAAAGAAUCUGGAAACAGAGGAGGAGGCCCUUCUGAUGCAGGAGAAAGGCGAGCACACAGAUGAUGCCGGCGCCAGUGCCCCUGGAAAGGAGGGCGUUGACAACGGUGUUACCAACGUUGAUUCGGCUGAGAAGGGCCUAACCGGACCAGCUCCGGCGCCCAAGGUAAACUUCUUGACCAAGUGGUUGCGCCCCGACAAAUACGAUGGCUACACCCAGCUGCGGCGUUUUGUCCCCAAUUCCUCGGCUAUCACAACUUAUACCCCCGAAGUUGAACGCGACGCAUAUUUCCACCCUUCCAUCACCUCCCAGCCACCUCUUCUUUGGAUCCCUCGUGAUCAAAUCGGCGUGAGCAAGCAGGAAAUAAAGCAUACCUCGCGGGUGAUUGCCAUCACCGACGAGGAUGCGUGGUUGGACGAGAAGAACAAGAUCCACUGGGACAUGGAUAAGGGUGUUCCGCCUAUCUAUGAAGAGAAGAUCCACUACUAG